This is a messenger RNA of Anopheles arabiensis, 958 nucleotides long. Its product is annotated as HIG1 domain family member 1A, mitochondrial-like. The coding region runs from base 166 to 438 and encodes 90 amino acids. Lineage: Eukaryota; Metazoa; Arthropoda; Insecta; Diptera; Culicidae. The record is from RefSeq and is a predicted model, not a curated record. Gene Ontology annotation, biological process: mitochondrial respirasome assembly. Gene Ontology annotation, cellular component: mitochondrion. The transcript has 3 exons.
UUCUAUGUAGGUCGAUCAUCUGGCGCGCUGCAACGUGAAUUUCAUCAUCUUUCGCUAUCCGUCGGCUGGAAGGGAUAAAGUGGUUCAAAGCUUCACCCUACCUGCGGUGCUAUCCCCACGUGGACACUAUUCGCCGGCAACAAACGGAACGUGCAAUUGAUCAGGAUGAGCGGUAAGGUUCCAUCGUUCGACGAGACCCACUCGGAUAAACUUGCCCGCAAGGCCCGGGAGUCCCCUUUCAUGCCGAUCGGUAUAGCCGGACUGGUGGCGGUGUGUGCGAUCGGUGCAUACAAGUACAAGCACCGAGGGGCUAUGUCCACGUCCGUGUUCCUGAUGCAGCUGCGAGUGGCCGCCCAAGGCACGGUGGUCGCCGCCCUAUCUAUAGGUCUCGGCUACACGAUGGCCAACGAAUACAUCUUCAACAAAAAAGACGACUAACAAGGAGGCUUUUAGGAUACUCAAAGAAGUGUAAAUAAGUAUUAAUGAAUAGAGCAAGACACUAUUUAUUCUCCGUUGAGUCCCCACCAGGCCAAAAUCAAUCCCUUUAUAUUAAACUUAACGCAUCCCCUCCCAAAAAAUUAACGACGCCUACUAUUUUCUAGUGCAAGGCACAAGAGAACACUGUGAUUGAUAAGAAGUUAUCGCGAUGACAAACGAUGCGCAAACGUACGAAUUGGGUGAAUGCGUAAGAUUCGUGAAUCGGUUCGCACUUGGAUGCACUUGGAUUGGUUUAUCUCAUUUAGUGUAUACUGAAAAGAUUAUCUAUCAGUGUUACAUUCUUCUAAUUAUGAUAGGUAGCCUCAAUCUCCCUAUCUUUCGGACUAGUUUACUCAAAAAUUGAAGCAAAAAUAUCAACAAUAGUUUUUAGUUAUGGCAUUAUUGGAAUGAAGUGGUAUAGUUAAAAUGAAUGCUUAAUACAGAAACGAAUAUAAACGUGUAUUGUACCAAGUGCAUAAAA